Molecule: messenger RNA, 1604 nt
Organism: Pyrus x bretschneideri (Chinese white pear)
Lineage: Eukaryota; Viridiplantae; Streptophyta; Magnoliopsida; Rosales; Rosaceae
Product: F-box/LRR-repeat protein At3g48880-like
Exons: 2
Coding region: 373-1263 (296 amino acids)
Source: RefSeq, a predicted model, not a curated record
UUCCAACCCAUAUUUCACUUGGCACAUCUUGAGUUUGAUUUCUGGCGUGAAUCACAUGAUGAUAGCCAGGGAGGUUGAAAUGCUCUUCUUGGCUAGCAGAAUGAUGAACUGACGUGACGAAAUCACCCGUUGAUUCCUUUUUAAAGAAGAAUAUCACAUGGUUUGAUAACAUUUGUGGGGGCAAGGCAUGGAGUCUUCUAGUUGUUGGGCUUCGGCUCUCCGUAGUUCACGCACCAAAAGAAAAAACCUAGGGUUUUCCUUUGUAUCUCUAUAUAAGACAUCUUAAAGCCAACAAAAUAUAUCUGCUCAAAGAAAACACAACAAAAGAUAAGGCUAGUUGUUUGGAAAAAAAAAAAAAAAAAAAGAACUGCUAUGGAAGUCGGCGCUGACUUUCCACCAGAAAAACGAAAAAAAGUGGAUGAUGACUCCCAAAUGAGCGUGAGAAGAUGGGAAGACCUGCCUACGGACAUAUGGUUCAAGAUUUUUUCCAGCGGCAGCUCCGAAUUAACGAAAGCACUUGUUCGUGUUCGUUGUGCCGCCAUUUCUAAUACGCUGCGUUCGUAUAUAUGCAAUAAUUCUGUGCUUUGGAGUACGCUUGAUUUUUCAGUCAUGGAAAUAGAGCCAGUUUAUGAUUCUCCGUCGGUUCUGAGUGGUGUUUCAAAGGCUUUAUUAAGUCUCGGUCAAGGAAACGUGACGACCUUAGUUUCCAGUCCCUACUUGGGUGACGAUGCCUUCAUCACCUGUGCUGCUAAAAGAUGCCUAAAGUUAAAACGACUGGUUCUUCCAAGUUGCUUCGCAAUAAGCGACACUGGAAUAUACGAGUCCUUUCGCUGCUGGAAAGACCUCGUGUCGCUGACAAUAUCUCCCAAUAAUACAAAUUUCCCGUACCUGUUGGAGCAGAUUUCCAGCAACUGUAAAAACUUCAGUGAACUUAAACUUAUGGGUACUUGUCAUCAUGGCUUUGCUUCAACCCUAGUUGCAUAUCUUCCGAAACUGAAGGUUUUAAGCCUCCGGUGCACAAAGUUCACGAGUAGUGAUUUACACACUGUAUUGGAUGACCUAAAACAGCUACAAGUUCUCAAUAUUUCACAUUGCUUCUGGAUAAAAAUUAAUUGGAUAAUUCUUGACAAGGCUUCUCGGUUGCAGAGUUUUAUAACAUGCAUGCAAUCCGAUCGUUGUAUCGUUUGCCGAGUUUGUUACCAAAGGGACAAGGAGGACAGGUGGCAUGAAGAUGAGGUGGACUCCCUUGCUUUGAAUAGAUGAAUAGUUACUAUGAAACUAAUAAUGUUGAGGUUUCAAUUUAAAUGAGAUGGAUUGUUUCUUUUGAAUAUUAAUUUAUGGAAAAUAAUAGUAUUUUCAGGUUUAUUAAUUAUUUGAGUUUUCUUGUUAGGUUAGGAUUUGAGUCGUAUUUCUUGCUUAUUAGAAAUUAAGAUUAGUCAAAAUGUAAUCCUUAAUUUAUAGUUGUCUUAGCAUUUUCGUUUCUUUAUUUUUUCUUUUAAUAAAAUAGAUUUAAAUUUUUUUUCAUUUGUUCGUUAGAAUACUCUAAUUUUCACUUCCUCAAUUUUUGUUUGAACUCUACAAUCACCAUUUAAGGAUAUAGUCCC